Messenger RNA from Cicer arietinum (chickpea), 2664 nucleotides. Its product is annotated as QWRF motif-containing protein 2. NCBI's taxonomy places the organism in Eukaryota, Viridiplantae, Streptophyta, Magnoliopsida, Fabales, Fabaceae. Gene Ontology annotation, biological process: spindle assembly. Gene Ontology annotation, cellular component: nuclear microtubule; cytoplasm. Gene Ontology annotation, molecular function: microtubule binding. The record is from RefSeq and is a predicted model, not a curated record.
AACAAAAUGGCGUGUCAACAAAGCCAGAAGCCCCACGAAAGGCACAACAAAAUGACGUAAACUUGUUUGAAUUAACCAAAUUACCCUACUCCAGUUUCACUCACCUGGCCCCCCUCAUCAACUAAAGUCACGGGGCGAGUGCAUUUAUUCUCUUCAACAACGCGCGUACGUGUGUCACAUUGUUUGCAUCACUCUUUCUGGUUGCUCAUCUUCCACCUUCCCCAUUUUCGGCUUUAAUUUUUCCCAAUCCAAACACAAUCACGCAGCGUGUGAUUCUACACUACACGACAGUUACACUCCUCAUCACACACACUCUAAUCCCGGCGAAAACGUAACGGUCAAAUUUCCAUUUUCAAUUCUUUCAGUAAUUCAUUCACGGUGAAGAAUCACGUUUACGCCUUGUUCUCUGUUACGAUUCCGUUCAAUACUUUAUUCACAAUGCUACUUCAACUUCUAGGGUUCUGAUUUCAAAACGAUGCUGUACAGUGGAAUUUUGAAAGAACAAUGGUAGCUGCGAUUUCAACGACGAUAAACUCGAAGCGAGCACCAACACCAACGAGACCACCACUGUUACCUUCUGAAUCGGACAAUGCACUUCCUCCACCACGAAGAACGAAAGCACGAGAAGUUACUUCUCGCUACAUGUCUUCUUCUUCUUCGUCAUCUUCUACUGUUUCGUCUCCUCCAAGAAGAUGCAACUCGCCGCUGGUGACUAGAACGGUGAAUUUGAAUAGACAGAAAUCGAUGCCGGCGGCGACGCCGGCACCGUUGGUGAAGCGGUCUCAGUCGGUGGAGCGACGGCGACAAGGAACUCCUCGACCUAACGGUGAUUCUCCGGUUGCUCAGAAAAUGCUGUUUACUUCGACUAGGAGUUUGUCUGUUUCGUUUCAGGGAGAGUCGUUUUCGAUCCAAGUCAGUAAAGCGAAACCGGCGCCGCCGCCGCAGAGUGUGAGGAAAAGUACACCGGAGAGGAGGAAGCUCGCAACGACGACACCGACAACUGUAAGAGGAAGAGUAAACGGAAAUUCCGAUCAAACAGAGAAUUCUAUUUCUAGGUCAGUGGACCAGCACCGGUGGCCGGGUAAAUUACAAAAUCAACAAGCAAAUUUCAUGAACAGAAGUUUGGAUUGUGGUGUUGCCGUUAGAAAUUCGAACGGAAUGGGAAACAACGUGGUAAGGUCGUUACGGAAUUCGUUAUUAGAUGCUCGAGCUUCUCACGAUGGAACAUUGAGAUCGGAAAGCAACAAAAAUUGCGGAUCUGAGCUUGAGAUUGAACCUGAACUUGUUCCUUCUGAUAACGAAAGUAUAACUUCUGGUAGUUCCUCAGGAGGACAAGUGCAACGUGCGUCUCGAUCGAUUGCUGUGCCAGCGAGAUUCUGGCAAGAGGCUAAUAAUCGGUUGCGGCGUCAAGCGGAUCCUCCGUCUUUGAGGAAUGGCGGAAUUGGAAACAAAGCAACGGUUCCUCCAAAGCUUUUGGUACCAAAAAAAUCGGCGUAUGAUAGUCCGGUUUCGUCUCCACGAGGAAUGGUGAAUAACCGGUUGCAGGGUUCUCCUAUUCGUUCGGCGGUUCGUCCUGCUUCCCCUAGUAAGCUAGCAUCGCCGUCACCAUGGUCUCCUUCGCGUGGUGUGAGUCCUUCUCGAGGAAGAAACGGAGUUGCUAGUAGUUUGAGUAGUAGAUUUGUUAAUGAACCUUCUGUUUUGAGUUUUGCCGUUGAUGUUCCGAGAGGGAAGGUUGGCGAUAAUAGAAUUGUUGAUGCGCAUUUAUUGAGACUCCUGCAUAACAGGCUCAUGCAAUGGCGUUUUGUGAAUGCCAGAGCAGAUGCUACCCUCACUGUACAGACAUUGAAUGCUGAGAAAAGUCUCUAUGAUGCCUGGGCAGCUACAUCGAAACUACGGGAAUCUGUUAGAGCUAAAAGAACAGAGUUACAGCUGCUGAAGCAGCAGUUCAAGCUAUUAUCCAUCCUGAAGGAGCAAAUGAUUUAUUUGGAAGAUUGGGCUAUUUUGGAUCGGGUGUACUCUGGGUCACUAUCAGGAGCAACUGAAGCACUAAAGGCCAGCACCCUACGCCUUCCCGUUGUUGGUGGGGCCAAGAUAGAUCUACUGAAUUUGAAGGAAGCUAUGUGUUCAGCAAUGGAUGUGAUGCAGGCCAUGGCAUCUUCCAUAUGCCUACUGUUACCAAAGGUGGUAGAUGUAAAGUCGCUGGUAGUUGAAGUUGCCAACUUAAGGGCAAAGGAGCGUGUUUUGCUUGAUGAGUGCAAUGAUCUGUUGUCAAUUAUUACAAAUAUGCAGGUUAGAGAGGGUAGCCUAAUAACACAUAUUGUACAACUAAAAUGCUUACCCAAGAGCCAGCAAUGAAAAUGAGAAGCAAAUUAGUGCAUUGUCUGAACUUUUUGGUGCUAACAUGAUAACAUAGGAGUGGUUUAGUUUGGUCCUGAAUUCAAUACAUGAAAUCGUCUUUGAUUGAUUAGCAAAGAGUGAAGAUUCCAUACAGUUUUUUAUUUUUUUUAUUUUUUUUUUACCUUUGUCGUGCUAUAAGCUUUAAUUGUCAAAUGAUGUAUAUAAAUUGUGUAGCAUUUUAUAUUUAAAAUUGAUUUUUGUUGUUGUAUUUGUUAGGUACCAUUACUCAUCAUCUUUUUAAUUACUGAUCUCACAUUCGUUACGGUA